AUGGCUUUCAAAUCAUUCAUAUACUCUAAAGGUUAUCAUCGUUCUGCCGCUCAAAAGAAAACUGCAACAUCUUUUUUCGAUAGCUCGUACCAGUAUCUAAGGCAAAAUCAAGGUUUGGUAAAUUCGGACCCUGUACUUCAUGCAUCUCAUCUACAUCCUCAUCCAGUCGUAGUAGCGAAUGUGAAUUAUAACAAUGUAGAUGAUGUUUUGCACCUGCACGACCUAGAUUCGUGUAUAAACAACACUACAAACCCUCUAACACACGAGGAAUUGCUUUAUAAUCAAAACGUUUCUCUUCGAUUACUCAAGCAACAACAAAAUAACAACAACAUCAAUAGCAACAGCCAACAACGGUACUAUUCUACCGGUCCCACUUUACCAACAAACCAGUACGAGUCAUUGAAUUUCAAUAACAGGAACCUGCAAGAUUUUCAAUUAAAAACGCCUCAAUUAUCAGUGCAACAACAACAACAACAACAAAAUGAGUACAAUAUUCUUCAGGAUGAAAAAUCUCCAGUUUGGAAAGAAGACACAGAACCAUGUUUGAAUAAAGCCACGUAUUUACAGACACAUAUCAACGAAAUUAAUCGUUGUUACGAGCAAAAAAACUACAACAAAAUCAACUCAUUAUACCAAUCGUUAAAAAGAAAUAAUAUAGUUCCACCACUAGAGAUAUUCACGAAGGUUUUAGACUCUCUUUGCAAGAGGCCGUUGGAUAACAACGAUUUAGAUAACAAGUUGUAUGAAUUAUUAACGUGUUACCAAGACAUGAUAAACAAUAGACUAAAACCUCCUGAUGAAAUUUAUAAUAUUGUACUAUUGUCUCUGUUCAAAGGUUCUAUUUUAGCUUAUCAAGUCAAGAAUCCAAACGGUAAUGAUUUCUACAAAAUUGCCAUUGAAUUAUUCAACACAACCACCAACGAUCCAAAACAAAAAAGUGUAAUUAAAUUCCGCAAUUUCUCUAAAGAUGUUUUGGACUACAAUCUUCUUGCAAUGAACAUUUAUCCGGGCCAUAUAACGCUGUCUAAAGCUCAACAAGUUAUAAAAUCAUCUCCAGCCUUCAUCAAAGAUUCGUUCUAUUUCAUAGCAUGCUUUUCAUACGCUAAAUUAACGAACGAUAAGUUUGCCAUUAAAGAACUUUAUGAAGAUUUUAGACUGUCUUUAUCUUCUGUCAGUUCCACCCAAGGUUUGUUCGAUGAUCAGUUCGAGAUCUAUAGUGUGAUUCUUUCCAGUUUCAUUGAAACUGGUGAGGUUGAACUAGCCACCAAUCUUUUGGACGAUUUAGUUUCCAAGAUUCAAAGCUCAAAUGGUUUAGCUUCCAACAUUUCGUUAUUAUUAUCAAGUUUCUUAAUUUCGAUGAGUAAAGUUGACCCUCCUAAAGCUUAUGAAAUAUGGUUUAAGUUUCAUAAGUUAGAUUGGAUCCCUGAGUUCUCUUACGAAUUUUAUCUUGUUUUCAUGGCAAACAGUUUUCAAGAUUGGAAUUUAACUAAAAAGAUUUAUGAUUAUAUUUUUCCCAUGGAGAGGACUUUGUCUCCAUUGAAAAAACAAAAAUUAUCAGAUUACUUGUUGUAUCCAAUGGGUACAGAAUCAAUCAUCACGUCUUUGCUAGAUUACUCAUUACAAUUGAAAGAUAGUGAAAUGAUAAUGAAGAUUUUGGAAGAAUCUAUUGUUAAAAACUUUUCUUUUGAUAUUGGUAUUUAUCCAUUUGUUUUCAAUUAUCUAAGAGAAAUUCAAUGUGGCGAAGACUAUCUUAUGAGAUUUAUUGAGUCGCACGCUGAGCUAAUCAAGAAAGGCGAUUCUAUUAGCAAGUUCCAAUUCUUAAAUAUGAUAGUUGAUAGUUUUCAAUCACAAUCAUUAUUAAACAGAAUAUCUCAUGCAAAAUUUUUUAAGAAUUUUGUAGAGGAUUUCAACUUAGAAAAUUGUGGAAUGGUCAGCUAUAAUGGUUUAAUAUCAUGCAUAAACAACUUUGUCAAAGUUCCAAAGACUAUAAAGGACUUUCCAUACAUUCUAGAGAUACAUGCCAUUCUAAUAACGAAGUUAUUCGAUUUUGACACUUAUCCGGUUUUGCAAAAUGGCAACAAUGAAAUUCUCUUAAAGUUCAGAGACCAAAUUGAACAUCAAUUUAAAAUCUUAGCUCAAAAUUUCUACAAAUUAAACGUCGACCCGAAUGCUUUGGUGGGUGUCGUAUCUCAGGCCUUGAAAAUGGUUAACCUUGAUGACACUGCUAAUGGGCAAGAUCUAUUAAACUUUUUCAAUCAUCCCGGUGAUUGGGAUAAAUCUUAUCCGCUAUCUUUGGCUUCUUUUAUCAGAAACUCUUCUAGAGGUGGCAUAAAUGAAUUUACUAAGUUGAGCAAAGAAGGAUAUUGCUUCGAUUAUGAUACCUAUAAAGAGUUGAUCAUUCAUAGAGCUAUUAACAAACAGGUUAUUGACAAAUGCUUAGAAACAUGUCCUGAUUCAAUUGAAUUGAAGAAUAUAGUGAAUUUGAUGAUUUCUAAAAUUCCUGGCAGGAACUUGACCCAACUGAUAAUCAAUAAUUCGAAAUUUAGUAAAGUUUUUGUACCAAAUUUAAGAAAUGACUCCAUGGUAAAAUUAAUUAAGAAUUGUGAAUCUUUGUCGAAUUUCAUAAGAGUCUGUGAUUUUCCCGAAAAGUUCAAGAGCAUUGCUAUUCAAGCCGAAAACAAAAGUGCUAUUGAGCUGGUUUACGAAAGGUUGUUUGACGGUGGUUACUACGCCGAAAUUCUAAGGUAUAAUAAUAUUGUUCCUGUUCUAAACUUAGAACUUCUACUAAAGUCGUGUAUCAGGUCAGGUGAAUUCGAGAAAUAUGAAAGCCUUUCUAAAAAGUUUAAUGACAAGAUCAAUGAACCAUCCCGAAUUGAUAUGCAGCUAGAAUUUUUGAUUAAUAAGAAUGACUUGAAAGGAGCCUUCGAGCUAUUUGAAAAGACCCCAAAGAAAUUGAGAACCCCCCAUAAGACUAUGGACCUUUAUACAUUUGCAUUAUUUCUGGACAGUUUCAAUAGAAGCAUCACAUAUUAUGAAAGUCCAGAAAAUACAUUACAGUUCGCCAAUAUCUUAUCCAGUCAAACUAGUUUCAUAAAUUUACUAUCAACAUACAACCUAAUAGCUCAUUCAGAUCAGCUAUUGAACUUUAAUGUUGGUGGAAUGGCAUCAAACGUCAAGAAAGAAAUCUUAAGCCAAAUGCUGAACAAUCUGUAUGACUCUAUUGGACUGUUUUCUUCCACCAUUGGCAAUGACGAAUCGGUGAAAGAAAAGUUGAGAGAAAAGCUCAAGAACUACUGCAGAUUUAAAGCUUAUUUGAAAUCCCCUGAAUUGGAUAUAGAUGAACUUAAGACCUUGAUCUCAGUCGAGUCCUUUUUAAAUCCUUUUACUCCGGCAACGUUGUUUAAUAACUUGGUUGAAACUCUUUAUUUGAACGAAAACGCUUCCUCUCUAGUCCUCCAGAAUGGGCUGAUCUUCUCAUUGCAACAAAAAGGUCUCAACAAGAUACUGAGCUACUUGGAAAAAACCUUUAUCAAUAAUGAGAACCAUGCCAGCAUCGAAAAGAUCAGGGAAUUCAGAUCCCUCCUAAGCAAGAGAAAACCUGUCCAAGCAUGA
Molecule: messenger RNA, 3612 nt
Organism: Saccharomyces mikatae IFO 1815
Lineage: Eukaryota; Fungi; Ascomycota; Saccharomycetes; Saccharomycetales; Saccharomycetaceae
Gene: RPM2
Product: ribonuclease P
Exons: 1
Coding region: 1-3612 (1203 amino acids)
Molecular function (GO): protein binding
Source: RefSeq, a predicted model, not a curated record